This is a messenger RNA of Diplodia corticola, 1074 nucleotides long. Its product is annotated as siderophore biosynthesis lipase. The record is from RefSeq and is a predicted model, not a curated record. The transcript is spliced from 2 exons. Lineage: Eukaryota; Fungi; Ascomycota; Dothideomycetes; Botryosphaeriales; Botryosphaeriaceae. The coding region runs from base 1 to 1074 and encodes 357 amino acids.
AUGUACUCCAAAUUCUGGCCCAAGGGCGGUCUGCCCGGCAUUCUCCAUCAUUACACCGAAAGCCUCGUGACCUUCGAAUUCACCUCCAGCACCAUCCGCAAACCCCACAGCCUGGUCUUCAUCGGCGGCCUGGGCGAGGGCCUCGGCUCGACCUCGUACAUGGCCGACCUGGUGCGCGCCCUGCACCCCACCGACUGGUCCAUCUUCACCGUCAACAUCUCGUCCUCGCACCAGUCCUGGGGCCUCGGCCACCUCGACCGCGACACCGACGAGAUCGCCCAGUGCCUCAACUACGUCAGGGACUACAAGGCGUCCAAGCACGGCGGCGUCGCCGGCAAGCUCGUCCUGAUGGGCCACUCGACCGGCAGCCAGCACGUGCUGCACUACCUCUCGCGCCCGAACCCGCACGCCGCCGCCGCCCCGGCCUUCGACCCCGACCUCCAGCACGUCCGCCGGCCCGCCCUCGACGGCGCCAUCAUGCAGGCCCCCGUGUCCGACCGCGAGGCCAUGCAGCUGGUCGUGCACCACGGCUGGCUGGGCAAGACGCCCGCGCAGACCCGCCGCGUCUUCGACGAGCUCGUCGCCAUCGCCGAGGAGGCGACCAAGGACGACCAGGCGUGCGACUUUUUGCUGCCGCUGGAAAAGACGUCCGCCAUUGGCUACCAGAACACGCCGCUCUCCGCGCGGCGCUUCCUGAGUCUCGUGAGCCCGGAGAGCCCGCAGGCGCCGCGGGAGGACGAUUUGUUCAGCUCGGAUUUGGGCGACGAGCAGUUGAAGAAGACGUUUGGGAUGGUGAGGGAGAGGCAGCUGUCGGGGUAUGGGCUGAUGGUGUUGGUUUCCGGGGCGGACCAGGCCGUGCCGGAUUGGGUGGAUAAGGAGAAGUUGAUGGCGAGGUGGAAGAAGGCGACUGAUCAUGAUGGGGAGGCCGAGAUUUGGGAUGAGGAAUUCAGUGGCAUCAUACCGAAUGCUUCUCAUGCCCUGAGUAAUGAUGAUCAGGCUGAGUGCCGGAAGGAUCUUUGUGAGAGGGUAAUGGGGUAUCUGUUCAAAGUUCGAUGGCAUGAGGUAUCUGUGUAA